Molecule: messenger RNA, 5700 nt
Organism: Eublepharis macularius
Lineage: Eukaryota; Metazoa; Chordata; Lepidosauria; Squamata; Eublepharidae
Gene: CLASP2
Product: cytoplasmic linker associated protein 2
Exons: 37
Coding region: 772-5295 (1507 amino acids)
Biological process (GO): mitotic spindle assembly
Cellular component (GO): cytoplasmic microtubule; spindle microtubule; microtubule organizing center
Molecular function (GO): microtubule binding
Source: RefSeq, a predicted model, not a curated record
GGCUGGCUGCUUGGCGCCGAGCCGAAGUGGACGCAACUUCCACAGGACAGAGCGGCCGCCGCCGCCUGGAGGGGGGAGAAGCGGUGCGAGCGGAGCGCCUUCCCCUUUUGCCCCGGGCCGCCUGCCUCGUUCUCCUCCGCGCCCAUUCGGGGCUGGCGCGGGGAGUAUGAAAGUUCCGCCUCCUCCCUCGCCGCGGCUCCGACAGGGCUCUGGCCGCUUCCUCCUUCCCCUCCUCAGGAAGAACGGCCGCUUCUCCCCACUGCGGUGAGAGGCUCUGCGGGGCGUUGCGAGAGGCGGGCAGGCGGCGCGGCUGCGGCACUUCUCUGCCCGGCCUGUGAGGAGCGCCAACGCCUUUGGCCCCCCCGCAUCAAGUGCCUGCAGCCGCCUCGGAAGAGGUCAGAUAGCGGGGAAGCCGCUCGCCGGCCUGUCCCUCGACACGAACCCUGACGAGCCUUCCGGGAUUCCCCUGCCCGCGCCUGCUUCUCAACCACCUCUGGAGACUUCUUUAUUUUUCUUGCCUUUUAAGAUGACUUAAUGUUGUUUUCCAUCCGAUUCCGCUUUUGUAUUUUUGCGGGGUUGUUUUUCGAGGGAAAGGAAGGCAAGGGACCUCUUCCUGCUGGGCAGACUUUUGGAGGUGAAGAGAAGGAGAACUUUCUUGGCUAUCUGAAUCUUUCUGCAAUUGGGGAUUUCUCGGUAGGGACGUUUCCAAGUGGCUAGGGACGCGAGUCACUUUUUAAUCUCACUGAAAACGUGUACAGCAAACAAUCAACGAUGGAGUUGGGCAGGAUGGAUUAUUUCUGUGAUCAGGUGCAGCAGAAAGAUGUGGGCCGCAGGAUGCAAAUCGGCCCAGAAUUUCUGGAGUAUCUGAAUGAUCCGGAUGUGUCCUCUGACAUCGAGCACGACCAGCAGCGCCUUGAUAAAGUGAUCGAUGAUUUAACAGGAUGGGUUAACUCUAGCAAUUAUAAGGUAUCAUUACUUGGAUUAGAUCUUCUAGGUGCCUUUGUUGACAGAUUGUCGGGACGUUUCAAAUCUUACCUAGGAACUGUUCUUCCAGUGUUGAUGGAUCGAAUGGGAGAUGCCAAAGACCAGGUUCGAGAACAAGCACAGAAUCUUGCUUUAAAGCUAAUGGAUCAGACAGCUCCACCAAUGUAUGUUUGGGAUCGUCUUGCUGCUGGCUUUAAGCACAAGAACUAUCGGUCACGAGAAGGAGUGUGUCUUUGUCUCAUUGCAACCUUAAACAACUAUGGCGCACAAUCCUUAGUUCUCAGUAAAUUGGUUCCACACUUAUGCAACUUGUUCGGAGACUCCAAUAGCCAGGUGAGAGAUGCUGCAAUAUUGGCAAUUGUGGAGAUUUAUAGACACGUAGGGGAGAAAGUAAGGUCAGACCUCAACAAGAGGGGAAUUCCUUCUGGAAGAUUACAAACAAUAUUUAUGAAAUUUGAUGAAGUGAAAAACUGCGGCAAUAUGAUUUCAAGCAACAUCAGUGAUAAAAGCUUUGAUGAUGAAGAAUCAGUGGAUGGGAAUAGGCCAUCUUCAGCUGCUUCAGCCUUUAAGGUUCCUGCGCCUAAAAAGCCUGGAAAUCCCUCAAAUACUUCAAGAAAGCCGGGUUCUGCUGGCGGGCCUAAGGUUGGAGGCACAGCCAAGGAAGGAGGAGCGGGUGCUGUUGAUGAAGAUGACUUUAUAAAGGCAUUUACAGAUGUUCCUGCUGUACAGAUCUAUUCUAGUCGUGAACUCGAAGAAACGCUAAAUAAAAUCAGGGAAAUCUUGUCAGAUGACAAACAUGACUGGGAUCAACGAGCCAGCGCGCUUAAGAAGGUCCGGUCACUGCUUGUUGCUGGAGCAGCACAAUAUGAUUGCUUUUUUCAGCAUUUACGGUUGUUGGACGGAGCAUUUAAACUAUCAGCUAAAGAUCUGAGAUCACAGGUUGUUAGAGAAGCAUGCAUUACUGUAGCCCAUCUUUCAACUGUUCUGGGGAACAAGUUUGAUCAUGGCGCAGAAGCCAUUGUGCCUACUCUGUUUAAUCUGGUCCCUAAUAGCGCCAAAGUCAUGGCUACUUCUGGAUGUGCUGCCAUUAGAUUUAUAAUCCGUCAUACCCAUGUGCCCAGACUCAUACCCUUAAUAACUAGCAACUGUACCUCAAAAUCUGUUGCGGUUAGGAGGCGCUCUUUUGAAUUUUUAGACCUGCUGUUACAAGAGUGGCAAACUCAUUCCUUGGAAAGGCAUGCAGCUGUCUUGGUCGAAACUAUCAAAAAGGGCAUUCAUGAUGCUGAUGCAGAGGCAAGAGUGGAGGCAAGAAAGACUUAUCUAGGUCUAAGAAAUCAUUUUCCAGGUGAAGCAGAGGUGCUGUAUAAUAAUCUUGAACCAUCCUAUCAGAGAAGUCUGCACACAUACUUGAAAAAUUCUGGUAGCGUCACGUCACUUCCACAGUCAGACAGGUCAUCUUCCAGCUCACAGGAAAGCCUCAAUCGCCCUUUCUCUUCAAAAUGGUCUACAUCCAGCUCAGCAAGUCUAGCCGGCAGAGUUGCAGGGAGUACCAAGGCUGCUCCAAGCCCGGGAACGCUGCAGAGAUCUCGCAGUGACAUUGAUGUCAACGCUGCUGCUGGUGCUAAGGCACGUCAUGCUGCUGGUCAGCCAGCAGGAGCCGGACGCUUAGCAGCAGCUGGCCUACCUCCAGGAUCCUAUGCUUCACUAGGACGUGUGCGAAGCAAGCUUUCAACACCUUCUAUGGGCAUUGGAAACUCAAAGACAGAUUCCAGGGGCCGUAGUCGAACAAAAGUUGUGUCACAGUCUCAGCCUGGUAGCCGUUCUGGUUCUCCUGGAAGAGUUUUGACUACAACUACACUCUCGACUAUGAACACAGGGGUUCAAAGAGUGCUAGUCAGCCCUGCAACAGCACAGAAAAGGAGCAAGAUUCCUCGAAGCCAAGGUUGCAGCAGAGAGGCCAGUCCUUCAAGACUAUCAGUUGCGCGAGGUAGUCGCAUUCCUCGACCUAGUGUGAGUCAGGGGUGCAGUCGGGAAGCCAGCCGUGAAAGUAGCAGGGAUACAAGCCCUGUCCGCUCUUUUGCACCCCUUGGUACAGGUUUUGGAAUAAGUCAGUCAAGUCGGCUGUCAUCUUCAGUUAGUGCCAUGCGAGUCUUAAACACAGGCUCAGAUGUGGAAGAGGCAGUAGCAGAUGCUUUGAAAAAGCCAGUACGAAGGAGGUACGAGUCAUAUGGAAUGUAUUCUGAUGAUGAUGCCAACAGUGAUGCAUCUAGUGCCUGCUCAGAAAGAUCAUACAGCUCUCGCAACGGCACCAUCCCUACCUAUAUGCGGCAAACAGAAGAUGUAGCUGAGGUCCUCAAUCGUUGUGCAAGCUCCAACUGGUCAGAAAGAAAAGAGGGUCUUCUGGGACUACAGAACUUAUUAAAAAAUCAGAGAACUUUAAGCCGUGUUGAAUUAAAAAGACUGUGUGAAAUCUUCACACGAAUGUUUGCUGACCCACAUAGCAAGGUGUUCAGCAUGUUUUUGGAAACUUUGGUAGAUUUCAUCCAAGUCCAUAAAGAAGAUCUACAGGAUUGGCUGUUUGUGUUGCUGACACAACUGCUGAAAAAAAUGGGUGCUGAUUUGUUGGGGUCUGUACAAGCAAAAGUUCAAAAAGCACUUGAUGUAACAAGGGAAUCAUUUCCAAAUGAUCUCCAGUUCAAUAUUUUAAUGAGAUUCACUGUUGACCAAACUCAGACGCCCAGCCUGAAGACAGUCAAGCCAGCACUGCAGGACCAGCUACGCUCUUUUUGGAGCUCUAAGGUAAAAGUUGCAAUUCUUAAAUACAUAGAGACUCUUGCACAACAGAUGGAUCCAGGGGAUUUUGUAAAUUCAAGUGAAACUCGUCUGGCAGUAUCUCGAAUUAUCACUUGGACAACUGAACCCAAAAGUUCAGAUGUUAGAAAGGCUGCACAGUCAGUAUUGAUUUCCCUUUUUGAACUCAAUACUCCAGAGUUUACAAUGCUGCUGGGUGCUUUACCAAAAACUUUUCAGGAUGGUGCCACAAAGCUUCUUCAUAACCACCUCCGAAAUACAGGAAAUGGUAGCCAGGGAUCCACGGGAAGCCCUUUAACAAGACCUGUUCCUCGCUCACCAGCAAGUUGGUCUAGCCCCCUCACUUCUCCAACCAAUACAUCCCAGAAUACUUUGUCACCAAGUGCAUUUGAUUACGACACAGAAAAUAUGAAUUCAGAAGAUAUUUAUAGUUCUCUCCGUGGAGUGACUGAAGCAAUUCAAAACUUCAGUUUUCGUAGUCAAGAGGAUAUGAAUGAGCCUAUGAAACGGGAUUCAAAAAAAGAGGAUGUUGAUUCAAUUUGCAGUGGAUCUGGAAUAGUAGAUCUGCGAGCAGGAAGUGGAGCUCCUGAUACAGGCCGAACAGCUCUUGACAACAAAACCUCAUUACUUAACACGAUGCCUCCUCAUUCUUCCCCACGGUCACGUGAUUAUAAUCCAUACAAUUACUCCGAUAGCAUUGGUUCUUUUAACAAGUCAGCUUUAAAAGAAGCCAUGUUUGAUGAUGAUGCAGACCAAUUUUCUGAUGAACCUCCCCUGGACCAUUCUGAUCUGGUUGCAGAAUUACUGAAAGAAUUAUCAAACCAUAACGAGAGAGUUGAAGAAAGAAAAGCUGCUCUCUAUGAGCUCAUGAAAUUGACCCAAGAAGAAUCUUUUGGUGUUUGGGACGAACACUUCAAAACAAUUCUGCUUCUGUUGCUAGAAACUCUUGGGGACAAGGAGCAUGCGAUUAGAGCGCUGGCAUUGAAAGUCUUAAGAGAAAUUUUAAGGCACCAGCCAGCAAGAUUUAGAAAUUAUGCAGAACUUACAAUCAUGAAGACAUUAGAAGCUCAUAAAGACCCUCAUAAGGAGGUAGUAAGAUCUGCUGAAGAGGCUGCUGCUAUGCUGGCCACAUCCAUUAGUCCAGAUCAGUGCAUCAAAGUACUUUGUCCCAUUAUCCAGACGGCAGAUUACCCCAUUAAUCUGGCUGCAAUCAAAAUGCAGACAAAGGUGAUAGAAAGAGUACCUAAAGAAACCCUUGCUCAGCUCUUGCCAGAGAUUGUACCAGGUCUAAUACAGGGCUAUGAUAACUCAGAGAGCAGUGUUCGGAAGGCUUGUGUCUUCUGCCUUGUAGCCAUUCAUGCAGUAAUUGGUGAUGAACUGAAACCACAUCUCAGUCAGCUCACUGGCAGCAAAAUGAAGUUGUUGAACCUUUACAUCAAACGGGCACAAACAGGCUCCGGAGCAGGUGAUACAGCAGCAGAUGUUUCUGGACAAAGCUAAUGAAGCCUGUUGCCCACAAAAUAGGUCUUGGGAAGAAAAGAUAGACCAUUAACAGUAAAAGGAAAAGUCUCAAACACGCCUUUUUGGAACUCUUCAUUUUUGUUGGGAUUUCCUUUUUUAAAAUUUUUUUUUCCCUUCAUGGAGGGCUACUUUCCGCCUGCAUGUGACUGUUGCAGUUUUUUCAUAUCCAAGAAAAAAAAACCAGUAUUAAUAUCAUUUGAUUGACACAAAAUAAAUUUUUAAAAUGUAAUCCAUCAUGUUUUCUGUUCACACUCCUCUGUGUGUCUCCCCAUUAAUUUUUACCAGUGUUAUUGUACAUUUUCUUUAAACAAGAACAACAACAACAACAACAAAAGCAAACUGAUUAAACCAGAAUGCAUUAAACUCUAAAAGUGAAAAUCUAAA